Coffea arabica (coffee) is the source of this 2562-nucleotide messenger RNA. RefSeq names its product pentatricopeptide repeat-containing protein At1g80550, mitochondrial. Lineage: Eukaryota; Viridiplantae; Streptophyta; Magnoliopsida; Gentianales; Rubiaceae. Gene Ontology annotation, molecular function: protein binding. The record is from RefSeq and is a predicted model, not a curated record.
ACACCAUCAAAUGCCAAUAUUUCCGCCAAUAAAACCAUUCUUAAACCCUUCCCUGACAGCGCACAUGAGUUUCUUGAUUUCAACCCCACCACAGUUCUUGAAACACUCUCUUCUUACAACAAUGACUGCAAAAGGGCAUUGGAUUUCUUCAAUUGGGUCGAAAUCCAAUGUGGGUUCCAGCACACGACCGAAACUUACAACCGGGUCAUUGAUAUUCUUGGUAAGUUUUUUGAAUUUGAUAUUGCAUGGGAUUUGGUUGAAAAAAUGAGGAAAAGUUCGGCUUUUUCAAAGCCUGAUCGAACAACAUUUAGGAUUCUGUUUAAGCGUUAUGUUUCAGCUCAUCUUGUCAAAGAAGCUAUUGAUACUUUUAAUAGAAUGGAAGAAUUUAAUUUGAAAGAUGAAGGUUCCUUUUCGAAUUUGAUUGAUGCCUUGUGUGAAUAUAAGCAUGUGAUAGAAGCUGAAGAAUUGUGCUUUGGAAAGAAUGGAGAUUGUGCUGAAGUGCUAAACUACAAAUUGGAUACGAAAAUAUACAACAUUAUUCUUCGCGGGUGGUUUAAGAUUGGGUGGUGGAGGAAAUGUAGGGAGUUUUGGGAAGAAAUGGAUAAAAGGGGUAUUCCAAAAGACUUGCAUUCUUAUUCUAUAUAUAUGGAUAUACAAUGCAAGAGUGGGAAGCCUUGGAGGGCAGUGAAAUUGUUCAAGGAGAUGAAAAAGAAGGGGGUUAAGUUGGAUGUAGUGGCGUAUAACACACUUGGUCGGGCUAUUGGGAUUUCAGAAGGGGUAGAUGUAUCACUUAAGCUUUACCGAGAGAUGAUUGAAUUAGGUUUUCGACCAAAUAUAGUGACUUAUAUCACAAUUUUGAAGCUUUUGUGUGAAAAUGGGAGGUACAAGGAUGCGCAUAAAUUUUUCAAUGAGAUGUUAAACAAGGGUUGUGAACCAAAUGUAAGAACGUAUAAUUGCUUUUUUGGAUGUCUUCAAAAGCCUGGAGAGGUUCUAAAGUUGUUUGAUAGGAUGAUUGAAACUGGAGUUCAGCCAACAAUGGAAACAUAUGUCAUGCUUAUGAGGAAGUUUGGGAGGUGGGGUUUUCUACGACCUGUUUUACUUGUCUGGAAGAAGAUGGAAGAGCAUGGAGUGAGUCCAAAUGAAUUUGCUUACAAUGCUUUGAUUGAUAUUUUGGUGCAAAAGGGUAUGGUUGAUAUGGCACGUAAGUAUGAUGAGGAAAUGAUGGCUAAAGGGUUAUCUGCUAAGCCCAGGGUAGAACUUGGGACCAAGCUGAUAAGUGGUGGACCUGAAGAUGGUUGACUGCACUUCUUGUUUCAUGACAAGAAAUGUCUAAUUUGCAGCUCAAGUGACUGCAUCAGUGGAUUAUGAUUGUUCAUCUAUUGAAAGAUGCUGCAAUCUUCUUUGCCGAGCGUUAUUCUUUAAUUUGUGUUCGAUGCGUUGAUAAACUUGCUUUGGUAUUUGUGAGUGGACAGUAGAUUGAAAGAUCUGUGGUGAAAGAUGCUUGGCGCAGAGAACAUGGGUAGGUGGAUCCAAAUGCAUGAAUGGUCUCUUGGGGAAUUGGAGGUUUUAAACUGCAAUUUCAAGGUCAUGGUUCUCCUUUAUAAAGCUGAAAGUGUGAUCAUGAAACUUUGGAGAUUGUAUUUUCAGUCCCUUGCAUGGAAGACAACUUUGAGAUUCUUACAUCCCAAGCAGGACGUUCAUUUAUUAGACCAAUCAAGAUAAGGCAAUGGUAAACAUAUAUUUUCAAAUUCAGUUGCUCUUCAAUUCAGUAUAUUGUGCUAUGUAAGUGGUUUGAUGGAAUAGAAGUUUAUAUUCACUAGUUACUAAAAACUCAAUUAAACAAAUACGUUAGGGAAAGGUGUAAUAUUUUCAUGACAUUUAAGAAGAUCUACAUUUCAUACUAUUGGUUUUGACAACUGCAAAAUUUAGACCUUGAAAUUGGAGCUGCGUCUGAUAUUUCUCUGAUCAAUUUUCAACCAAAGAAAGGUCUGCGGAUUUCACAAACAGUGUAUGUGCAUUUGGACAUACUAGCUUCCUAAAAUGUAGAAAAGAUGGCAUCUUCUUUAAUAGCUGAAAUGGAAGAUUCUGAGGAGAAGUUUUAUGUUUUUGCUUAUGUUCUUAAAUGAUGAAAUAUUAUGCAUUGACUUCUAAAUCACUCCAUGCUGUUAUUAAUCUGUUUCUUUUUUGGUAUCUUCAAAAGUCUACUUAUGUUCCAGUUGUGUGUGAGUGACACAUCACAUGCGGACAUGGAAACAGUUUUACGCUUGGCUCGCAUGCUAGGGGUAAAAGAUUAAGUGGGAGAAUUCCGAAAAGCCUGAGAGAAUUCAAUGGUGAUACCAAGAUGGGACUAUAGGAUUUCAUUUGGGACGCCAUGCAUGUUUCGGCAGCAGAGACUACGACAAAGUCGCCUUUGAACAUUUUCGCAGACAUACCACUUUGUUGUCCUGACACGAAAAUCACACAGCAGACUGCUAUCUAUGUUGCAAUGACGUUACAAAUUUGCUGAACUUUGCCUCAUGAAUUGCCCGUGAGCUAAUGAUCAAUAGAAACAACUUAUUCUCU